UCGGCACGACAUGUGCCAUCUGUUUUUGAGGCGCCUCAAAAAUAGACUCCCUGCGCUCGGCACGACAUGUCCGCCAUCUGUCCUGAGGUUUGGGCGGAGACUGCUCCUCCCCCGCCUGCAGCUUCUUUCUUCCAUGCGCACCCUUUGCCUAGAGGCUCAGGCGGAGCUUCUCAAAGCUCUCAGGUCGGGGCCGUACCUGGCUGAUGGACGAGGAGAAUGCUAGCUCCCGCCAGGGUUGCUUCGUCUGCGACUGACUGCCAUGCCUCCUCUGCCAUGCCAUGCCACCUUCCUUGCGCUCAAUCGCACAAGUUCUCUCGGGGCCGUACCUUUCUGAUGGACGAGGCGAAAGCUAGCUCCGGCCAGGUUUGCUUCGUCUGCGACUGCCAUGCCAUGCCUCCUUGUCAGUCAAUUGCUUCCGCCUUGGCUUCUGCCUUCCUUCUGCCUCCGCCUUCUUUCCCUUCCUUCCGCCUUCCUUCCGUAUCUGUGCGCUGACACAGACAGAGCUGCUGAAGACUCCAAGCGCCAAACCUGGCUGAUAGAGCAGACAGUGCUUGGUGCAAGUCGAUCUGUUUGCUUUGCACCAUAAGGCAUACACUCCAUGUUAUUGUCAUGUUAUGAGAUGUGUUGGAAAUAUCUCAAGGACUUAAGCGUUUCUGAAGUGUAACACUGUACUCGAGGAAGAUUACAGGGGAGCACGCGAGUCAACGGAGGGGAGCACGCGAGUCAACGGAGGUUACACGAGGGGGCGGACAAAGAAUGCAAAAGACUCGAAAGGUCGCAACUGGAGGUUGCGACUGACCGUUA
Messenger RNA from Closterium sp. NIES-67, 804 nucleotides. The record is from the annotation of a GenBank genome assembly. Lineage: Eukaryota; Viridiplantae; Streptophyta; Zygnematophyceae; Desmidiales; Closteriaceae.